Dinoponera quadriceps is the source of this 7058-nucleotide messenger RNA. It is a transcript of the gene LanB2, whose product is annotated as laminin subunit gamma-1. Lineage: Eukaryota; Metazoa; Arthropoda; Insecta; Hymenoptera; Formicidae. The transcript is spliced from 22 exons. The coding region runs from base 1359 to 6209 and encodes 1616 amino acids. The record is from RefSeq and is a predicted model, not a curated record.
CAGCAAUGCAGCGAAAACGAACAGACCCAAUGACUGUCAUUGCAUUUUAUUUAAACUUGAUUUAUUUUUGUUACGAAAUUUAGUAAAUCAUUUUGCUAUUCAGUAUGGAUAUCCUUUUUUAUACUAAGUUAAAUAUAAUAUCAAUUAUCAAUUAAAUUACACUAAUAGAGUAUGUAUACUUUCUUAUUCUUCAGGUACGUUUAGAGAUACAUUUCCCGUCAUUUAAAAGACGUGGCAAGAGUCACGGUAAACAGAUAUGGCUGCAUUUUCUUUGGGCCCUCACGCGCUGUAUGCAUCAUUCUCUCUUCUUCUGGCACGUGACAAAUAACAAAGAUAGAAUGACGCUUACAGCGUAUGAGCAGCCAACGAGAAUGCAGCCAUGGUGGUGAAUAUCGAAACACUACGCCUGAAAAUGUCCCAACAACCCGGAAUCUAGUGAUAUUUGUUUAUGAUUGAAAUAUUCUAGAUUCGCGAAUCAGGAUAUCUAUCGUGUAACUUUUCUCCUAGGACGGAAACGUGAAAAGUGAAAUAUUUCAAAUUAGAAAAUUUCUACUUUUACGAGUUCACACUAGAGGAAAAAUAAGUAUAUGUUUUCUCACUUCAACUUUGCACUAGUUCAGCGGUGCAGCGAAAACGAACAGACCUCUUAUUUAUGACCACGUUAAGUGUUGACCAUGAAUCUUCUCUUUUAGCUUGAAUUCGUGAAAAGUGUAAAUUUUCGAAUUUGACAUUUCACUUUUCACGUUUCCUUCUAGUGGAAAAGUUACGUAAUCGAUACCCGGGAAGAGUCACGAUUGCAAUUUUCCUUUGACACAAAUUCAUGAAAAGUGAGAAUUUAUCUACAUGGAAAUAUUUACAAGUUUUCUUUUUUCACGGGGAAUUGACAUUAAGGGAGGAGGAAUAAGAUUCACGAUCGGACCCGCUCAAUCUCCCGCUCCGGUCCGGAUGAUUUUCUCAGAGAUCAGAAACGGAACGUCGAACAACUUUGUGUGCGUGCGCGCGCGCUUUCUGUGAAAAUCCCAGGUAAUCUCGCAUAUGGCGUAGGCGGGCUUGUUUGAGCGUGUGGAAUAGUGGGGGAGGCAGAAAGCCACCGACGCUUCCGCGAGAAUGAGCAGGGAGGAGUUGCGUGGGAAGCGGAGAGGUUACGCGUCAGUCAGUCCGAUCUCUCUUUCCGAAACGGUCGGGAAAUGUGCCGCGUUCGAUAAUAAUAACGAUCGACAGUGGUGAGUGACCCUCGCCGCUGCAUAACACCGUUCGAGAGUUGUCUUCUCUCAAUUCCCAGUACGAUUGGUCCCAGCAGUGAGAAGAGGGUUCAGUGACGUGAAGUUCCGGACGCUGGAGUUUUUCCGUGUGUAAAAAUGACCGAGGUAUUCCUGUUGUUGUUGCUCGCAGGAAGCUACGUGCUAGCCAACCCGGAACCCUCGGAAGAGCUGUUCAGUCGCUUACAGCCGAGAACGCGCAAAGAAGACAAAUGUUACGACGAGAAUGGCAAACCUCAGAGAUGUAUACCACCAUUUGAGAAUGCAGCGUUCAACGUGCUGAUGGAGGCAACCAACACAUGCGGCGAGGAUCAUCCGACGGAAUUUUGCAAGCAAACAGGCGUGCAAAAGAAAUCGUGCGAGAUGUGUCAACGAGGUGACCACUCAGCCAUCUAUCUCACCGACCACGAUAACAAUGACAAUGCCACAUGGUGGCAGUCCAGCACCAUGUACGAGGGCAUUGAGUAUCCCAAUCAAGUUAAUCUCACUUUGCAUUUGGGCAAAACAUUCGAUAUAACGUACGUGAGAGUACUGUUCGAAUCCCCACGGCCAGAGAGUUGGGGCAUUUACAAACGGAAGAACGAGAAGUCGCCGUGGGAGCCGUAUCAGUUUUACUCGGCUUCGUGCAGAGACACGUAUGAACUACCCGAGUCGAAAGAAACUAUACGCGGUGACGAUACCCGCGUACUAUGCACGUCGGAUUUCUCCGACAUCUCACCCCUUACUAAGGGUACCGUCGCCUUUUCUACCUUGGAAGGCCGACCUUCCGCCUACUAUUUUGACACCAAUCCCGAGCUUCAGGAAUGGGUACAAGCGACGGAUUUGAGAAUCACUCUGGAUAGACUGAACACAUUUGGUGACGAAGUUUUCGGCGACUUGCACGUGUUGAAGUCUUAUUACUACGCCAUCGCUGAUGUAGCAGUUGGCGCAAGAUGCGCCUGCAACGGCCACGCUGGAGAAUGCGUUAACAGUACCAGUGUGGACGGCAGAACUCGUCGAGUGUGCCGGUGCGAACAUAACACCGCCGGUCCAGAUUGCAACGAGUGUCUGCCCUUUUAUAAUGAUGCGCCAUGGGGUCGAGCUACUACCGCGGAUGCACAUGAAUGCAAACCUUGCAAUUGCAACGGCUAUUCGGAUAGGUGUUAUUUUGACAAAGAAUUAUAUAAGCUGACGGGUCACGGAGGUCACUGCUUGGACUGUCAGGCGAAUCGCGAUGGCGCUAACUGCGAACGAUGCCGUGAAAAUUAUUAUCAACGUCUCGAGGAUAAUUUCUGCAUCGCCUGCAACUGUAACGAAAUCGGUUCCAGAAGUCUGCAGUGUAAUAGCGAAGGCAAGUGCCAAUGCAAGCCGGGUGUGACAGGUGAUAAGUGUGAUCGUUGUGAGUCAAAUUUUUACAACUUUGGCUCGUUGGGUUGUACCUCGUGUGAGUGCAGCCCCGCGGGAUCGAAGGGAAAUAGUCCCAACUGCGACGCGGUCACGGGAGUCUGCGACUGCAAAGAGAACGUCGAAGGGAAACGCUGCAGAGAAUGUCGUCCAGGCUUCUUUAACUUGGCGAUGGAGAACGAAUUCGGCUGCACGCCAUGCUUCUGCUAUGGUCAUUCCGCCGUUUGUCGAUCAGCUACUGGUUACUCUAAGCUCGUCAUCGAGAGCAUGUUUGUCAGAGGAAACGAACGCUGGUCUGCCAUGGUGGCCGGCAAUCAGAUCCCGGUAAAGUACGAUGCAGGAACGCAAACUAUUUAUGUGACCGCACCAGGCCGUGACAACGUUUAUUUCGUCGCGCCUGAGAAAUUUCUGAGGGAUCAACGAGCAUCGUACAAUCAAGAUCUGUCCUUUUCACUGAGGGUAGGCGAGCCUGGCGCAGCAGCCACGGCGCGGGACGUGAUUCUCGAAGGCGCGAACGGCGGUCAAAUUACGCAGGCUAUCUUUGGACAGAAUAAUCGACAACCGAUCGUCAAACGUCAGGAAUACCGAUUCAAAUUACACGAACAUGCGAACUACAGUUGGCAACCUCGGCUUUCUUCUCGAGCCUUUAUGUCGAUCCUGUCGAACCUGACGGCUAUCAAAAUUCGUGGCACAUACACGAAUCAAGGCCGAGGCUUUCUGGACGACGUAAAGUUAGAAACAGCGCAUCGUGGCGCCGCUGGCGAGCCUAUCGAUUGGGUGGAGCAUUGUCAAUGUCCUCACGGCUACGUUGGCCAGUUUUGCGAGUCCUGCGCGCCAGGAUUUCAUCAUGACCCACCUAACGGCGGCCCAUUUGCUCUCUGUGUACCCUGCAAUUGCAACGGCCACGCUGACAUCUGCGAAGCUGAGACGGGACAGUGUAUCUGCCAACACAACACGUCCGGCGACAAUUGUGAGCUGUGCGCCCGCGGCUUUUACGGACAUCCGUUGAGAGGAAUGCAAGAUGAUUGCCAGCCGUGUCCUUGCCCUGAUAAUGGACCUUGCAUUCUUUUAGGAAGCAAUCCCGAUCCCAUUUGCUCCGAAUGCCCUAUCGGCAGGACAGGGCCCAGAUGCGAAACAUGUUCAGAUGGUUACCACGGAAAUCCUGAGGGAGGCCUGGCUUGCCGUCCCUGCGACUGCAACAACAAUAUUGAUUUAAACGCGGUGAGAAAUUGUAAUCACCUAACCGGAGAGUGUCUCAAAUGCGUUAACAACACAGCGGGCUUUCACUGCGACGAGUGUCUACCUGGAUAUUAUGGGGACGCAUUAUCGGAUCGGAAAGAGGACGGGUGCAAGUUGUGUCAGUGCUAUCCACCGGGCACAAUGGAACUGGACGACGGUAGAGUUAUGCCGUGCGAUCAGUUGACGGGACAUUGCACCUGCAAGCCGCACGUGAUCGGUCGUAAUUGUGAUCGAUGCGAAGAGGGCUACUACCACAUCAUGAGUGGUGAAGGUUGCGCGCCCUGCAACUGUGAUCUCGAGGGCUCAUAUAAUCGAACCUGUGACCCGAUCACCGGUCAAUGCCAGUGUAGAUUAGGCGUCACCGGACAAUACUGCGAUGCAUGCGAGCCGUAUCAAUAUGGAUUCAGCCGAGAAGGUUGCAAGCCUUGUGAUUGCGACAGCAUUGGCUCUCAGGAUUUACAAUGCGACGCCAACGGACAGUGCCCUUGCCUGUCGAAUGUGGAAGGUAGACGUUGCGAUCGUUGCAAGGAAAAUAAGCACAACCGUCAGAACGGAUGCGUGGAUUGUCCGGAUUGUUACAAUCUCGUGCAGACGGCAGUAGAUGAUCAUAGAUUACGCUUGGCUGAACUGGAGGAUACCUUGAGGAAAAUCAACAGUAGUCCCACCGUCAUCAAUGAUUCGGAUUUUGAGAAGGAAUUGAAAAACGUUCAAGAUAGAGUCAGGGCAUUAUUGAAUGUUGCCAAGAGAGGAUAUGGCAAUGAUAACAAAACGCUAGUGGAGCAGCUGGACGAGUUGAGCGAGCAGCUCAACGCGAUCGACAAAAUUUACCAGACAGUGACCGUAACGGCGAACGACGCACACGAUAUCAUCAAGGAAGGCCUUGUGAGCAUCGACGAUGCUGAGAAAGUGCUAGAUAAGACGUACGAGCAGUUGACGGAAGCGGAGGAUUAUCUGGCCACGGACGGGGCGAGUGCUCUUACAGACGCGAAAUUGCGCGCGGAACAGGUCGGCCAACAGAACCAGCAGAUGACUGAAAUCGCACAAGAGGCUCGUUUGCUCGCCGAAGUGAACACCAAUGAGGCUAAGAAGCUUCAUAUGUUGGCCGAACAAGCUCGAAACACGACACUAGAAGCUUACAAUCUCGCUAAACAAGCGAUAUCGAAGUAUUCCAAUAUUACCGAUGAGAUUAGAGGAUUGGAAAAUAAGUUGGCGCAGUUGGAGGAUCGUAUGAACGAAGUAAGAAAUCUUACUGCCAUUGCUGUCAAUAAAUCCGUAUCUGUUUCCAAGGAAGGCCUAGAUAUAUUGAUUUUCGAGCUAUCACUUCCAAAGGUCGAUAUUGAACAACUGCGGCAGCAAGUGGAAAGUGUCAGCAAUAAGGGUGUGAAGAUCAAAGAAGAGGCGCAACUUUUGUUAGAGAAAAACGAAGACCUCAUAAACGAAAUGAUCGAGAAAGUGAGGAAGAGCCAAGAGCUCCUGGAACGAGCUCAAGAUCAACAAGCGGCGACAGCCGAGCUAUUGGCCGAAUUGGAUCAAGCUAACGAGACAGCGAACGAUGCUGUUAACCGUGGCGAUCAAACGUUGAAAGAAGCUCAGGAAACCUUGAAAAAGUUGGGAGAAUUCGAUGCCGAGGUGCAACGUGAACGCGUGAAGGCGCAGGACGCUUUGAAGGAUAUACAGAAUAUCAAGGAACUGAUCGAAAACGCCAACACGCAAGCGAGAGAGGUAGAGAGAGUGCUAAACGGCUCGGAACACAACGCGGAUAAUGCGCGUGAAAUAGCACAGAACGCUCAGAACUACGCAGACAAAGCAAGCGUGAAUGCGAACGAUAUCAGAAUGGAAGCGAAUAAAACGAAGAUCGAGGCUCUGCGACUUGGUAAUGAAGCUGAGAAGCUGCACCAGAGAGUAGAUAUCACAGAUGCGAUGAUGGGACAGUACGAGAUCCAAGUGGUCAAGGAUUCUAACAUCACGAUGGAGGCAAACCAUAAAGUCGGUCAGGCGAAAAUUAAUGUAACUCAAGCCACGCAUCAAGUUGAUAAGGCCUUAUCCGAAGUAGCCGAAAUUAUCAAAGAGCUGGAAAAUCUGCCAGAAAUCGACGAUGCAGAUCUGAAUCGGCUAGAGGAGCGGUUAGUGGCCGCUGAAAAGGAGAUUAAAGCGGCCAAUUUGGAGCAGCGAAUUCGCACUCUCACGGAUGCCAAAAAUCUGCAGACACAGUGGGUAAAAAAUUUUGAGAGUGAAGUCAAUAGAUUACGAAUGGAAGUGGAGAACAUUGACGAUAUCCGCAAGGCCCUGCCUGUCGGUUGCUAUCAGCGCCUCCGCCUUGAGCCCUAAAGUGCCUUAUUCUUUUUUUACAAUUAUAUAUAUAUAUAUAUAUAUAUACAUCGUGUUUUAUACCAAAGAUUUUUUUAUAAUAUAUACACUGGGCUUUUAUCGUCAUUUUUCGAAUACUGUUUAAUCUGCAUUUAUAUUUGUUAUAACUAUUACAAAUCUUAAUACGUGUAUAAAUAUGUAUAUAGCGUCUGUACACAUCCCUAAAACUGCCAUGUUAUUGCGUCGUUUAAGAUGAUCUAAGAUCUAGGAAUUUCAAGAAACAAUCAUGUAAAUGUAGAGAAUUAUUCUUCCACCAUUUCGAGAUGAAGAAGUAUUUUUAAAUAAUAAAAAAAAUUAUUAAGCAAUUUUGUAACAAUAUAUUGUUGAAAUUUAAUUUAUAGAAAUGACAAAUAAUAGCAAAAUUUAUUUUUUCAUAAUCUCAGAAAAAGAGUACAAUCAAAUUAAUGCUGAAAAUAGUAUUUAUCGACUUUUUGAUAAUGAAGAAACAUUCUGAUAUAAUAUUAGAAUUAUAUCAAAACAUUGUAUUAUUAUAAGAUUAUUCAAAUUUACAUGUUUCUUAAAAUCAUUUUAUAAGCGUACUUAAAUAGCGUUUAAAAGUGAUUGAAGAAUAGAAGAAAACAUAUUUUCUCAUCUAUAUUAGUUGAAAAACACUGAAUAGAAUAUAUAUUUACAGCUUAGGAUUAUGUCGUAUAAUAUUUUAGAGAAUCUCAUCGCAUAGAUAAUCAGGAUUACAACUCAUAUGGAAGUGUGUCCAAGUCAUGAUAUUCUCACAUACAAGAAGUUGAGAAAGCAUUUUUAUACGAGCAUUAUACUUAGCAUUAUAUGUACAAACUCAACCGCUUCGAGACA